AUUGAUCAGUUUCCUUAUCCAGCUGAACGUUGAAUGCUUGCUCGCUGACAGUCAAAGCACACAGUUAGCUACAAUCUCUUAGCUGUACAUAAGUAGCUCUUUUGUAAGUUAGCUUGCUGAAGUGUAAGAGUUGUUAAGGAUGAAGUUUGGUGGAUUGUUAGUGCUCCAACUAUGGGCCGCUCUGUGCCAGGAGUGCAGCUGCAGCCAGCAGUCAGGGUCUGUCUCGAGCCAACCUUUCCCAACAACAACUAUUUCUACCGGGGCAACCAGCAGCAUGAUACUUCUACAACCAUCAGAGGACAGUAGUUCAGUCAUAGAAGCUCCUACUACUGCCACAGUUUCGUUUUCACCUCUGGCAGUCUCCCCUUCCUCUUCAAUGGCCCCUUCAACCACACCCAACACAAACACGGUCCUACCCCAAACAUCUGCCAGCAUCUCAACAAGUGAAUUUCUCAUUGCACCGACAACUUCAAUCUCACUGGAUUCCAUGGUGCUAAUGACCGAGACCUUGGUGGUUACACCCACCAGCUCUCCCCCGGCACCUGAAGAUCCCUCCACAGAAGCCCCCACUACUUCAUUCAUUGACUUUGUGAGGGAUCAUUCCGAUGGUUUCGGAAUAGUU
Messenger RNA from Geodia barretti, 622 nucleotides. The record is from the annotation of a GenBank genome assembly. Lineage: Eukaryota; Metazoa; Porifera; Demospongiae; Tetractinellida; Geodiidae.